Fomitiporia mediterranea MF3/22 is the source of this 1693-nucleotide messenger RNA. RefSeq lists its product as uncharacterized. The transcript is spliced from 2 exons. NCBI's taxonomy places the organism in Eukaryota, Fungi, Basidiomycota, Agaricomycetes, Hymenochaetales, Hymenochaetaceae. Bases 171 to 995 code for a protein of 274 amino acids. The record is from RefSeq and is a predicted model, not a curated record.
CGUCGAUUCACCUUUCGGCGCCCAUGCACUCCCUCUCAGGUUUCUUUUAGUCCGUCUCUUUCUCUCUCAAUUUAUAACUCGACUGCGCUGCCCUUCUCGGUCUCUUGUAUCUUUACGCCCCAACGCUUCGUCGCCUGCGCCCCCAGCACACGUCUUAUCGAGCACGCAUCAUGCACACCGCGCCUUCCCCCUUCUCAAUACGCGCCCCGGCCCCUAAACGCGUCCGCCCUUCGCCAACGCGCUUGCCAUUCGAAAGCAAGCCAUCGGCUAUCGCCCCUCCCGUGGUUGGCCUCGAGGGGGUGAGUACGCGCAUUAGUCUGGCAUCGCCCAUGUAUCUCACCACGCGAUCUGGGUCACAGUCGAUCUCUCGAUGCUCAAUAUCUCGGGACGCGCCAUCAUGCUUGAUGUCUCCAUUUCGCGUUUCUGAACGCCGAAUGAGGCCACCCUGCCCUAGUUCUCCCACUCCCCAGUGUACCAGCACCAGGAGACGGAGGAGUGCCUACGCUACGCGCUCGACUGGUCGUUCUCGACACUGCAGACUCGCAGACUGCAGUAUUAUUUGCAGCGGCCCUGCGACCUUUGACAGGAUCCCGUGGAUCUCCAUGUUGCAGGCUGAACCAGAGGAUGAUCGCAUUAUCCCACUGAGUCUAUCAGACCUCGCUACUCGAUGUGAAGAAAAGAAUGACUCUUUUGCGACUGGACCUGGUCCGAUUCGCAGCCGCAAAUCUUCUAUGCGCUCAGCGCCUUUUCCUGCCGAUCUUGCUCAACUCGCCACCCCGGAGCUCGUACCGUCCACUUCGUCUGACUCCCCUUUAACGGAGCUUCCCUUCUUGCAUGAUAGUCCACUUCCGACGGACGAUGAUGUGCUCAGAACGCCGCCCUUGCGUGCAUCUGUGCUUCCCGUCGACGCCGGCUUCCACCGCUUGAUGCCUCUCGCAUUUGCAGACGUACACGCUGAGGAAACCCGGUGGCAGCGAGAGCCUGCAUCCCCCUGAAGUGGGAUGCCUCUCCUUUCACUCGCACCCCUUCUUUCAGCUGUACAUAUUGGAUUCUUCUCGGCUCACCAUCGAUCUCACGACACUCAAGUUAUUCUUUGCAAGAGCAUUUGCUUAACGUAUUCUCCAGCAACCCACCAUUGGCAUUUCCACCAUUGCUCCCCUUUCAUCAAUUGCUGAAACGACGACUCACGCGCCUUAUCUCAGACUUCAUCUGGCGUCUUAUUCUUUCUUCUUCGGACCGAAAUCUGCGGACUCUAUCCAUUCGUGUACAACUCGUGCGAUUUAAGUCUCAUCUUUCGGGCUUUCUACCGAAAAUGGCCCGCCUCGUGUUUACUUUGAUUUACUUUCCAUUGUCACGUCAUUCCCUUUUGGAAUCCAAGCGUUUUUCUUCCGUCAACGUCGUCGAUUCCGACGUUACUUUAUUUUUUACUCAGUGUUUUUUCCAGGCGAGCCUUCCAAAUGUGCUAACACUCCUUGCUUUUUCAUUUGUCCUGUAAACCCCUGCAUCUAUUCACCGGUUUUGUGUUGCUUCUCAUUUGAUUCCUUCGUGUCCUUUUCCACGACGAUAUCUCACUUUUACUGUGCGAAUUCCAAAGAUCUGUACCUGAAUAUCUCUCUAUCUUUUCCCGCGAUUAGUCUAUUGCAUUAGCACAUAGUCUUCCUGUUGUAGUGCCUUGUUGCAAAUCCCAUUAUCA